Messenger RNA from Amoebophrya sp. A120, 13062 nucleotides. The record is from the annotation of a GenBank genome assembly. NCBI's taxonomy places the organism in Eukaryota, Dinophyceae, Syndiniales, Amoebophryaceae.
AGAUCGCUCCUCCCAUUGUGUCAAUCGCCCUUCCCGAUAGUUUCCGAUUGCCUUUCUGCCCAUAUCGUACCACUACCAUUCAGUCGUUCCUUGUGCAUAAUUUCUUUGCCUAACAUUUUUACUUUGAGAUCCGGUGGACCUGCUUGAUUUAUUUGGUUGACAAACCAGAAUCUCAACUGCGUCCAUUUGUCUCAACGUUUAGACAAAACGCCCCAACGUUGACCACGACGCCUCAACUUCAGCACCGUUUAGGUUUACGGGUUAGGGUCUAGGAUUCGGGGUUUGUCCUGGUCGUCGGCCAGGGCAGCCGCCGCCGGCCGGCCGGCGGCGGCUGCCCUGGCCGGCGACUCUCUCCUUUGCUUGUGUUGUGUUUCACACCCGCGCCCCUUCCCGUGUGUGUGUUGCCUCGUCCUUGCGCCUCCUGUGCCUUGCCGACCCCGCCCCGUGUCAAUGAUGCCGGGCUUACCUUCCCGCCACUGCCGACUACCGUUGUGUGAGGCCUCCGGGCGAUCGUUGAGACGAUUGCGCCCCGGCCUCGAGAACGUUGAGACAAGAACGUUGAGAUUCUGGUCUGUUAACCGAUUUAUUUACGGGCAAUCAAUCUUUCCCGAACAAGAUGGUGCUCCUGCGUCAGAACUGGUGAGAGCGAAGUUUUGCACCAGCCGUAUUCGUCUUCGCCGGGCAGGCGGUGCCAGAAGACCGGCAGGAGAAGGGCGUCGAAACAGAUUGUUUACAGCUACAAGUUCCCAGUUGCCAAAGGUGUAGUCCUCUGUGUGACAAAUUUAUUGGGACCAAUGGUUUCGAAGCUCGUAUUCGUGACCUUCGGUAUCGCCCGCUGGUGCCACCAUUUUGUGCUGAUCGACCAAGCUUCAGCGGUUUCUUCUUCGAACCACGGGAGAGAUGGUCAAAAGGCAGCUUCGUCGGCGUUUCUCCGUCCACGAAGGGGGAACAACUACUACCCGCAGACAAAUUCGUUGAAGCGAAGACUCAGGGACCACCACGACGGGGAAGUACUACCAAGCGGCGAAAACAAGGGAGCUAGAAUUACUAGUAGCUCCCGCCCUGCUGGUGCUGUUUCUGAUGUUGAGACCGCUAGCACUUCUCUUACGGGGAGAAGCAAUUUGCUGCAAAAGAGCCGCCGGAAAAACUCUCGGGACGAGAAUUUUUUGCCUGCCGAGGGAUCAUGGAAGCGUAAAAAUCUUCUUGGAGAAGGAAAAGACGAUGUCAUUGCAGCUGUCGAAGGUGGUGAAAAAACGGAACAAAGGAUAGUACCGCAAAUGCUCGGGGAAGAUGAAGAUCCAGGGUUUCACUACGACGAAGAAACAGGAAAUUCCUUUCUGCAGCGACAACGACUCACAAAGGCACACUGCGCAGGAGGAGGCCUAGAAGAUGAAACAACAACCGCCGAAGGGCUGAGCGAAAUCCCGGAGGAACAGCGGACCACCUCCGAGCAUCCUGUGCGGAAUGGUGGAAGCAACAACGCAGCUGUUACAGGGGACGACGGGAAGAUGAGCAACAGUAAAGAUAUGCUGAAUACCGCGAUGAACAAAAAUUUUCGUACGACAGCUGUUUUAAGUUCCGCCGCGGAUUCCAUACCGAGUGAUAAGAAUCUUUUUCAGCUUCAAGAAAGGCAGCUAGCCUUUUUUUCGACGGAUCAUGCUGGGGGAAUAGCAGGAAAUGGCGAUUUACCACAACCCGGUGGCGCGCCGUCAAUUUACGAAAAUUAUGGCAUGAUAAGCCCCGCCAGUAUUUCCGUCGGCGAAAUAAGUAAAACUCCAUCGACGAUAAUCCCUAGUGGAGUUCUUUCUUCCUCCCCCGGACAUCAACAGCCAACCGCAUUGGGUCUCGUAUUGAGCAACGAGAUUCUGCAAAAGUCCGCCAGCGGCGGAUUUCUCGGCGCGUCCCUGGGAGCGCAGUUCAAUCGACUGCGGGAUACCUACCACCGGCAGCAGGGCCGGUGCCCGGGCGGCGCCGCGCCGGCAAGCGACUGGUGGGAGGCGGCGAGCGAGUUGACCUGCGCCCGGCAGUGCAUACUGGACGACUUGUGCGCUGGGUACGAGGUCGAGCACAUGUACAAGUUCGAAAUCAAGAUGGAAGAGAGAAUAACGGAAGAUGAUGAUGAAAAUCCUAGGGGUCUCGGCGACGACAAAGAAGUUGAUCUUGCAUCAUCGACAAGAAAAUCCUCCCCCACCCUGGUCCGCGAUUUGGAUUUCGUUUUGUGCCGCUUCGUCCGGCUGGUGUGGCCGGGUAUGGAAUUUACUUUUCCUACGCAUUUAACGCGGACUGGGAAAUCAAACAUUGUCUGCGGGGUGAAGAAGUUAUCCCUGCUACGGUGGGAACGCGAGGAGAUGUUUUCGGUAAGGGAAGCUGAUGGGGGAAAACCGAGCAGCGGUCCUCAGCAACAAUCGGAGGAGGUAUCAACUGCAAAUACGUCUUGGUUGCCUUUGAAACAACAGUGUGGACGUUUAUCAUGCAGAUUUUGUAGGACCACCCACGAUUAUGUGUGGGAUUUUUGUGAUGACUAAUGCCCAGUUUCGUUUGAUGCUCGAAGAUGAAAAAUACCCUCUCCGCGUAGCAAAAACUGGCUCGCUUUUGCUCUGUAUGCAAGAGUACAGAUUUUUGUAUGAUCCAAAACCAAAACAAACGCACAUCACAACUUGGCACUCUGCUUCCAGAGGACCACCCCCCAGACGCAUUUGCACUGCAUAGGAGGAAAAGAAACAGCAAAGUAGCACUGCCUUUUCCGACAUGGACUUUGCGAGAUGGGAGCAGGACGAGGAAGAAGUACAAACUGAAAAUGAUACCGAGGCAACAUCAGAUACCAGCAUCACAGAAGACCAACAGGGGGACAAGGAUGGGACGACCAAUGCGCCGUCCGACGUUGACGAAAAUGUUGAGACAGGUGCGGAAAUAAAUCGAGAAAUAGAAGGCAACGAUUUCGCCAGGACGCAGGCGCCUACCAUGGACGAUGCUGACCAAGGGCCCGACCAAGAUCUGCUUAGCACAGAACACACCCGGCCGGUUGUGCAGCCACCCCCCGCGCUAUUCGACUCUCUGCCAAAUAUCGGUAUGGACCGUGCAAAAGUAAAAUAUCGCUGGAAAAGUCUGAUUUGUGCACCAGCAGACGAUCUUUGCAAGCAACUUAGCGGAGUAGCAGACAGACGCUGAUUAAAGAACUACGUUUAUGAUCACUAUCCUAUUCAAAUUCAGCAGGACGACGAGGAAAAUAUCUUCACUCCGGAUGAAAGUUUGUAAUUGUAUGUCCGUAUGCAUCUAUGAAAAAUGAAAAUCACUUUCAUGUGUGCGAUAAAAGUACUUUUGCACUCCAUACCCUUCAAGCGGCCGCAAGCGUGCCUUGCGGCCUUUGGGAACUGGACGCCGCUGGAAUACGUGCCGGUCUAUCAAAUGUAAAAAUGUCUGGGUCUGGAAGAAUGCAAGAUUUGUCAUGCAUAUUUCUCAUGACCCAUGAUGCCUGUAAUGCAUGCCCUAGCAUCACAGGUUUUUUGCGGGAUUCUUAAUGCCCAUUCCGCAUGACAAAUGCCCUCUCCGCGUAGCAAAAAUUAGACUCUGUUUGCUGCUCAUGCAACACAAAUUUUUUAGUCAUCGAAACGCAGCAUCACAAGUUUAACAACAACAAACUCAUGUAACUUAUAGGGGCAGAUACUUCAACAGUUUAGCAGUGUGCGGGGGGGUGACUCAUGAGGUCCCCCCCCACCCGCUGUGCCCAUAUCAAAAAACACACAGGGAAACUCGUUUUUUCUUUUCUUUCGUACAGCAAGGGGAUAGCAUGGGUCGUAAGUCGUUUAAGGGGGAAAAAGAUGCCUAAGGACUGCAGUAGAAAGAGGUAAUUUUGAGAUAGAGAUUACAAAGUAGACGAUAUAGAAACAUUAGUAAAACUGUAGUGAAGAGUAAAGUGGUGGUUUCGAUUUUUUCUUUUUUCUCGCUUGUAUACAUAUGUAGACACUAAGUAAUGAAGUAAGAAAGAAAAAAGAACAGAUAUGGGCGCAGAAGUGGAUCAGGAGGACCAGGGAGGGCAGGUGAAGGUGGGACUACGAGCAAGAAUUUGGAACGAGAGCUUGCAGAACGACGCCGAGCUAGAGGAUGCGCUGUGCCGACACCUGGAAGAAAAACGAGACAUCGGGGACCUGCUCUGUGUGUGCAAGUGGUGCUACCGGGUAAACAUGGCGAGGGAGGUCACGCACAAGCACGCAAAAACGAAGCACAACAGCCACCAGCUAACCUGCCCGGAAAGAGAUCGAGAUGGAGACGCAGGCACGACUUCGGAUAAAAAGGUACUGGCAGAAAAUGUUUUUAGAGUGGUAAGUGUAGCAAGCACAACAGAGCCACUAACUACAACGAAAAAUACGAAGUCAAAAAUUAUGGAGACUGACAUUUUUUGUGACGAAGUGAAGCCGCGCAUGGUGGACAUAGACUGGCUGAACAAGCCAAAAAGAGACCAAAUGAUUGCCCCACACGGGAACAAGGGAGUGUUCGCGUGUGGGCUCUGCCAGGUCUGUAAUGCUGACUCCUGCGAUUUUAUUGACAGGCAUACGCACACCUGUGUGCGUGAGUCGGCAAAUUCCCGUGCAGCCUUAGCAGAGGGAAGAGCCCGCACACAAUGCAGGCGCUGCAGCGCCCAUGUUGCCUGUAUGCGAUCCCAUAUUUUGGCGCAUGAGGCCCUAGAUAGGUAUAGCUAUCUUAGCUCGAGUAAGCACUACGAGCUAGGAACGCUAGCAUGGGACCAAAAAGUAGCGCUUACAAAUUGCAUUCUUGAUGAGCCACUAUGGGGGCAGGCGGUAUCCUCGUCGAUGAAUGUUCAGUCACUAAGAACAAAAAACGUCGACAGCUACAUCUUGAAAUAUGUGGAAGACAUUGAGCCGCAUUUUCUGGGGCUGGAUGAAACCAACCUUGACUCGAUAGAUAAGUCAUGGCUGAUUCACCAGCUUAUUGCCCUGGGGUAUCACAUUAUCUUCUGCCCACGGAAGCACGAGGGGGGUGAUGCAAAAAAGAAGAGAAAAAGCGGGUCAUCCAUUUUGGCAGUUAGAUCUAGUGUAAGGCUAGUGAAAAUACUAGAAGUGGACGACGUCGAUGGGUGCGAGAUUAUUCAUGUCUUGGUGGAAAUGAACAGCGUUGUAUUUGAAGUCAAAAAGCUUUACGCCAAGCAUGCAAAACUAGACGCAACACACCUAGGGAUAGGAGCGGGGAUUAUUAUUGGGGACCUGAAUGCAAGGCACUUGAACUGGGACUACAAAAACAACCCAAACGGAACAACGCUGACAAAAUGGCUAGAAGGGGAAGAGGGUAGGGGCUUCUGUUGCGCUAAUGUGAAAGGGCAGGCAACGAGGGUACAUGGUGAAUGCGCAACAGCGCCAGACGUGAUGGUUUUCGGCAAGGAGACUUUUGAAAAACCAAGGUUCGUAACGUACUUGCCAUACAACUUUGACGCAAUGGAAACGGAGACUAGCGAUGGAAAACAAGCAACCCAAAUCCUUGAAGGGGGAAAAGGAAUAGCAGAAGAGAAUGAUGCGUGCUCAGAAGAACACCUGCGGAAGAAGAGAAAGACAAACAUUGGAGCCGUUGACGCAGAUACUAGUCAAGAGCAGAAUAGUAUUAGCCCAGAAGAGGCUGAACUAGAAUGGGAAGGGGUUUUUGAGGUAAACAAGGAAAGAGCAGAUGAACGUGCGUGCUACGUGCGAAUCUCCAGUGAAGAUGUAGCGGGGGUUGUUAAGAGCGGCGGUCUAAUAGUUGACGGCGUCGCAGAAGGGGAGAGCCUAUGGAGCUGGGGCCUGGAGAAUUGCAAGUUUUCAGAACAGCUUUCUGAUCACUGCAUGGUGGAGCUCCGCCUGAGCAUCAAAGGAGCGGUGGUUGCCUUGCCAGAAGUGGCAAGCAUUUUUGUGCCGGAAGUAGACGAAGAAAGACACGCAAUGCCAGCGGAGCUGGAGCAAGAAGUAGGUGGGGAAUAUGGGGAUGAUGAUCGGGAUGAGCCGGGGGGGGGAGGGAGCGACUGCAACUACACCAGCAAGCUUUUGAAGUUCAAGUUUGAAAACGGAAUACCAGUGAAGGAACAAACAUGGGUAACGGCGUACAAUCGGGAUCUUCGUGAUAGACUUGCAGACCACCCCCUGAUGCGGAAGAACUGGCAGAAGCGGAAAGUAGGGCUGAUUCAAAACGAUCUGAAGCUGGUAAAGGAAGUAAUGCUAGAGGUAGCAAAAGAGCAUCUUCCCUGCUCGCGGGGAAGGAAGGCUACAGAUGCUACUAGUGAUGUAAAGGGAACACAAAAGCGGGCACGAAAGAAACCAAAAAAGGACGAGAUAGGGCGGGGAAGGGAUUCAGAUGCAGAAUUGGACCACCUACCACCAAAGGAAAGGUGGGAACACAUCAACCAGAAAAUACGAAGAAAGAAAAUUUGGACCACCGGGGGUUUUCCCUCGAAGCUGGUCAAGCAUGACAAAGCGGCCAUCUACUUCAAGAGGGCAACUGGAGAAGAUAUCACGGAAAAAGGAAACCAGAGCGCUUUGCUGUGUCCACCGCUUACCCUGAAGGAGAUAGAAAGACGAACGAACGAGGCAGCUAUGAAAGAGAUAAAGAAGCGGAAAAUAACAGUAGAGCCACUUCCGGGCGAAGCAGUUGACGACCACGACGAAAUAGUGAACUACUUCGCGGCCCAAUACAAAGGGAGACCGCAACAGGUCUACAGCAAGAACGGCUUUGAAGUGCCAGAUGAGAGCGAGUGGAAAAAGAAAACCUUCAAAGAUACGCGAUUGAAGUCGCGCCAGAAAGCGAAGGAGGGGCAAUUUUGGGAGUUGACCAGGACAGAGUUUGCGGCGGCUAUCAGGAAGCUGGAAUGUAACAAGAGUCCGGGGUGUGAUGGGGUUACGCAUGAGCUGGUCAAGGCUUUGGAUGGGGUAGGAUGGGAGUGCUUAUUUAGGUGCUACUACGUGUUAGUCAAGCACAACGCAUUUCCGGAAAUAGGGCGGGAGAUUAUCCUAGCACCUGUAGGCAAGACAGAAGAGCAGGCUUUCUCAGAAAGUUUGUUUCGACCUGUAAGCUUGUUAUCAGUAUAUGCUAAGGUGUGGGAAGCUAUACAAGAUAGAAGAUUGUGCUUAUGGUUAGAGGGCUACCAAUGGAAUGGAAAGAGCAGAAUUGAAAAUAGCAGCCCCAAGCUCCCGCUGUACUCCCUUGCAUACAGAAAAAACUUUUGCAAAGAGUUUGGGGCUAUUUCAAUUCUCGAGUAUCUGUUUUCAGAAGAAGGACUGAAAACAAAAGGCAUGAGAAAAUUUCUGCUGCUAAAUGAUAACGAAGCAGGUUUUGAUGUGGUUUCACAUGAGAAAUUGCUGGAGACAAUGCAUGAGUUAGAAGUGCCGGAGGACAUAGCGGCAGCCACAGUGCAGUGGCUGAGUUACCGAACAGUUAGAAUAAAAACAGGGAGCAGGUACUGGCAUCUAUCUCCGGGGAUGCCGCAAGGCAGCCCCUACUCAGGGGGCUGCUUUAAUGUACACAACACGCCACUAAUUCAAACUAUGGCGCAGCUGAAUGAAGACGGCACACAGACGCAGUUUUCGGAUGACAACAGCCAAUGCGGAACCGGUGACAUGGAAGCAGUGACAAAACUCAAAAAGGAUCUGGUGCGAACGGGCAGAAAGAAGUUCAUAUUUUUUGAAGAGACAAAGUCUGAAGCUGUUUUCUAUGAUGUUGGGGUGGAUAAGAAGGUAGAAGUGAGCGAAGCAAGUAGGUCCUUGGGGUUUUUCUAUGAUGGCGCAUGGGAUUUCUCCUCCCACUAUGAAAUCAUGCGAAAGAAGAUGAUCCAGGAGAACACAAGCGUAGCACGAUUGAAAAACUUAAGACUCACCGCAAAAAUCGACACCUAUGUCUCGAUAGUAUACAGCGCGAUACUAUCGAAUAGCAUCCCGUUUUUUCACUAUUUCAAAAAGCAGAACAGGCUGCAGAUCAAGAAAGACACUGCGAAAUUCCUGAAGGGGCAUGCUAUGCUACCCAAACAAACGCCAAACACGAUUUUGCAUCAUUGUGCAGGAAUUCCGGACAUUCACACGCUCUUUGUAGUAGAAAACUUGAUGCUCUUCUACAAAGGCGCGCAGUUGAAGCUAUGGCCACGACAAAAAGAGCCAUGCGAAGAGGUCAAGGCUAUGUUCAGGCAGACAGAUAGCAGCGACCCAGCAAAAUUCUUACUAGGCAUGGACAAAAAGCAUGCAACGUGGACAGAUACCAUUCGGCACAUGGCAAAAACGGGCUUUCCUGAUGUGCAUAGUCAUUUUGGUCAUGAGAGACUGUAAAUCGGCAAGAUUUUUUGGCGGGGCGUAAAUCUAGAUGCGAAGUCCAUGGACAGGGUUGGGACGGAUAUGGGCCUGGGGAGGCUGUCAGGUAAGCAGGGAAAAGAGCUGGACGAGGCACGGGGAAAGGUAGCACGGGCGCACAACGCACUAGUGCGGGGGCUAAUACGGAAGUCCCAGGGGAAUCUUGUCACGGCAACGGAUGGACUGGUGGACAAAGAAAGAAAUUUAGGAGUGGGGGCGGGGGCAAGUUGGUGGUGGGAGCCGGUUGGUGAUGAUGGGACGGGGAAGCUUCGGGCAGAAGUGGGGGAGGACGAGUUACCAGAUCCGAUUUGGAUCUCAGGAGCAUAUAUACACUCACCGCUGAGUGAUAUUCCAACGGAUUCUUUUGAUGCAGAGUGCAUAGGGCUAAUGCAGCAGCUUGAAAAGAUAGAACGCCAAAUCCUAACACACCCGCACUUGAGUAAAAUGCUGAGGAACUUCUAUUUUUUCUUAGAUAGCAACUCCAUAGUGCAGGCACUGGAGUGCUACAACGACGGUAGUAAUGAGAUGAUCCACAAAAUUAUGAAGCAGAUGGAAAAACUAAAAGACGCAUGCAUUGGGGAGGGGCCGAACGAGGAGGAAGAGGUAUGGUUUCACUUCCGUUGGACACCCGGACACGCGGGGCAGCUGGCGAACGAUUGUGCGGACCUCCUAACGAAUAUCUACAAAGAAAUGUGGAAAGACGGGCACCAGGACUUUUCGGACACAGCGGCGCGGCCGAUCUACAAAAAAAUGAUCACUGCGCCGAUCCUGCGGCGGCUUUUCCUGAAAAGGAUCCUCGCGCAGAACAUGGAAAAUUGCCAAUCCCCCUCGGAGUACUUGCGCGAGCGCGCGAAGUCUUUGGGGGGGUUCCGGCCGCCCGUGGGUGUCUUCCCGAUACGCGAGGCGGAGUUGGUCUACUUCUGGGUGUGGUUGGGAAUCGCCCCCCAGCCACACUUGGGGUGUGAGGAAAUCGUUUAUGAGGGAGGGAAAAUGAAACAAAGGUGCAAAAUGUGCAACAGGCUGUGCGACUGCGCAGUUGAUCACGCCCUGUUUGAGUGCAGGAAUGUAGAGGCGCCGCGCGCGCGCCAUUUUGGCUUUAAGUUUUGCGCGCCCACCUUGGGGAGGGAACUGCUUCAAAAUCCCAGAAAGAUCUUGAAGUUCAUAAUAGACGAAGCGACAAAUUUGACACAUGAAUAUUUCCGAGACAGAAUAGGUAGCUGCAUCGAGCAAGUCGGGACGAAAAUGGAAAAGGAAGUAAAAAAGCAUGAAAAGCUACCAAAUUCAUAUGUGAAGGCAUGCAGCAUGAGCAAGGCAAGAGUUUUUACAGAUGAGAUACCACUGAAAUACUUACACUGACACUAGAGCAAUCUCAUGAAUCACAAAAACAAAAACUCACAGGUUUAAAUAUACGAAAAACAUCUUUUUUUUCUUCUCCUUCAUUAAGCAGUACAUGUAAAAAGCAACGGAAUAUAACGAAAAUCAAGCUGGCGCACGGAGCCGAGGAGAAAACAGCACGCGGGAAAAUAGAAGUUGCCAGGUACUAAUUAUGAGCUUUUUGAUAAAUAGAAAUAUGAAAAGUACAUAAAUACUUAGGAAGAGUAGAUGUUGAAGAACGUGCAGGAAGGAAUUCACGCGCUCGACCACACUAAGCGGCUAUCUUCUCUUAGAAAGUAGGGCGGCAGGCUCCAUUUUUCUGACACUUUGUUCGCGCGCCCAGCACGCCUUGUCCCCCUGCUACGAGGCGUUUUGGGCUUCGACGUUAGACCGAAGCGUACAGAUAUUGAAUCAAAAUUCUGUUUCUUGUACGGGCAGCCUGGUUCGCACCUGACUCCAGUCCCAAGAGAGAAAGGUAGUCGGGACGGCGGGUGGCAGGCUUCGUUUACCUGGUACUUUGUUCGAGCGCCCUGCACGCCUGGUCCCGCUGCUACGAGGCUUUUUCAGCUACGACUUUAGACUGAAAAGUACAGACUUUGGCGAAAAAGUCUGUCUCUUGUGUGGGCCGCCUGGUUCGCGCCUGUAUCUAGUUCCAAGUGUGAAAGGUAGUCGGAACGGAAGAUCCGACGCCGACCUGCUUUCUCCCCAGGGUGGGGUGAAGGGAGGCCCGCGACAACCUCAACGGCGAGAAGUACGUGCACGCAGCCCACGCAGCGCCGACGCUGGCGCCCCCAGCCUAUCUCGAGCACGAUGAGCACGGAAGACGCGACCGGGGCCUACCCGCCGCGCGCGAAUCUCCCGCUACCACACGGGAGGGUCGCCGGCAUGGACGACCGCCCAAUUCGCCUGGUGCCCACAGAGCCCUGCAGGGCUGGGCGCGCCCUGGUACGCUCCUCUCGCGGCACAAGCUCCGGCGCCACCAUGCCGCGCCGCGCGACGUAGCUGUCGGGGGCUUCUAACAGCUAUCACGCGAUCGAGUUACUGCUUCGGAAAUCGGGGCCACAACAAAAGACAACGACACUGACAGUGCGAGACUCCCGCACUAAUGUGAUUUACUACUUAUUUAAAUAUCAUGCGUGAACACCUCUACUUCAGCAUCAAAAUGAAAAUUGAAAAUGAAUGCAAAAAUCUCCUCCAGGUCCCUAACAGACGAGCGCAGCCCGCAUGAGAAAACAGUAACUGGCUUCCCCUUCGACAGUCAGAUCUUGGCGACUUCGAGGCUUACGGCUGACACCCUAGAAUAAUUUGUACCAAACAGCCACGUAGCUUAAACUUGUACUUAGUGGGCAUCGUCGUUGCUGAGUCCCCUGACGCAAAGAAGCAAGAAGAUACUGUUUAAGACCUGGCAUCUCUGUUGACCCUUUCUCCUCGGCUUCGUUUACGCAAAACAGCAAUCGCAUCGCGCAGUCGUAAAAACUCGUAAGCCAUCGUACUGCUUUCGUUCUUCGUGAGUUGUUCUUGUUUUCACUUGGAAGAAAAAUCAAAAAACACAAGCAGGGACAGGCUGAGAAAAGGAAUAGAGUGGUAGGAGUAGAAGUUCUACAUACUUGCGCAUAGACAGAUAGAGGAGAUGGAAAAUGAUGAGUAAUGAUGUCUACCUUGGUUGUUAUUUGUCUCUCGACAUGCUGUUAAAGUUAAAUGAUCUGAGUAGUACUAGUUGUAUAAUUUUCUCCCAGCUGUAAGUCGUGUUAAGAAAAUUCAUUUUAGUAAUCACUGGAAAUUGAAUAAAACAAAAUGAAUAGCAUCUUGGCGUCUUGUGCUUUUCUUCCGUUAUAUUGCUUGCUGCUAGCAGAAGAGGAUGAGGAUGCAGAGGGGAUGGAGAACUGGCAGAAACAAUUGGUGAGAGCACGAAAUGGAAAUGCCAGCUCCAGCAUCGACAUUGGAUAUAACCAGCGUGAAGGAAACGGAAACUGCAGCUGCGACGUAUCAAAUAAAGGUAGGGCCAAAGGCCACGGGAACGCCAAACAUAGCCGCGCUCUUCUUCGUGAAACGCCCACCGCUACUGGCGCGGUGGAUAUAAAAGAAAAAUCAAAAGAAAAAUCACGAGAAAAAGAAAAAUCAAAAGAAAAAUCAAAAGAAAAAUCAAAAGAAAAUCAAAAGAAAACCAAAAAAAAAAUCAAAAGAAAAUCCAAAGAAAAUCCACGCGCUAGAAGCCUAGAAAAAAAAAAAAAACGCAGCAUCACAAGUUGCAUUCUUCCAGACCCAGACAUUUUUGCAUUUGAUACGGUCUGGAACGGAACCAAAGUGUGCCACGAGGACGGAUUGCAGCGCGACCGCGGGCACCUGUCUUCCAUACAGGCAAGCAGCGCGGAACACUGUCGCAUGGCGUGCACCUACCAGGUGCGCAGCUGCGACGCCUGGGUGUGGCACGGCGGUGCGCAGGUUGGGGAUCUGAAAAACUGCUGGCUGAAAUCCGUGAAAAGAACCAAACCGCCUGUACGACCCGCCUCGACGCUGGUCACCGGCGGUGUUUGCACGUACGAAGAGGCAGCUAGAGGUACUACCUCAGCCGGAAAUACACCGGCAGCUGCCAAGUGGACGCUGACCCCCACCUGCUGCAACGGGUAUCGGCUCGAGAAGCUGCAGGGCGUGUUUUCGCUGGACUACGUUUUACCGACGACAAGUUCAGCUUCUGGGCAACACGACAAUACAAAUGCAACAUCUUCUUCUUCUUCUUCUCAAAAGCAAAAGUUCCGACAGUAUUACGAAGAUUGCCAACGGAAAGUUUUCGGCCCCCUGCUCGCGCGACCCAGCAUGAAUUUCACGACCGUUGUGCGUGGGAACGAGUGCGACAGCAUUUUUUACAAGGACGGCCUGCCAAUCUGCCCGGUGGAGACCAACUGGUUCAAGUUUUUCAACGAUUUCCCCAUCAAAUUUGACAAAGCGCUGGAGAUGAAACUGCGUCCUACCAUUCCCUGGCUGAACGAAACAUCGAACAGCACAAGGGAACGGAAGCUGGGCGGGCAUUACGACAUUCCUAAGACCUGGCUCGCGGACAAUUUUACCGAGGUGAUUGUCGAAUAGGUUCAGGUUGGGGAAAAAUCAAGAAACGCUUCAAGAGUCUUCACAGUCUGGGCCAUAAUUCCAUGCGUCUUUGAACGCUAUGCUGUACUUUCCUUGCUGUACUACCCCCUGAUGGAAUGUUAAGUACAUGAUUCAACAACUUCUACACAUGUAAGUUUGAGACCUCGAAGAGGUUGACGCACUCAACUUCAGACGUCAUCUCUAUCUCAGUACUUUUCACUACGCACAUUCAUUCAACCGGGACGAGGCUAAGAUUCCGCUUGUGUGAGGAACGUUUUCGGCCCGGUUCUCU